ACCGUAAAUCCACCCUUCAUCGAGACGUUUGGAAUAGUAUUCACUCAUAAUUCUAAUAAAUUGGAGUCGUAGGCUUAUUUUGAGUGGUUAAAAGAUGGCAAGUUCUGGUGUGUAUUCAAGUCCUGCAAUCUCGCAUUUAGACCUUCUAAACCUUACUGAUGAGGAGUUUGAUGCUGUGCUUCAAUUACUAGGUACAAAGGAGCUUGAAGACACAGCCCGUGUUUUCCAAGACGCCAUUCACAAGCUCCAGCAUGAGUACAAGCGUCUGAGUCAUGUUCAGUACUCAGACGAGGAGGAAGAUGGAGGUUCGUUUGCAACAUCGGAACAGAAACUCAACAAGUUGUGUGUCCGCAACCGCAAAUGCUUGUCAAGGUUGAUGGCAGUGGAAUGGGAAGCGGAGAAGAAGUCAGAGUCUAGUUCUGAGUUGAGUUCUGAGAUCAGCUCCGACGACCUGACCGACCAGCAGGAUUCAGAUUGCUCCGAGAACUCCUCAGAAUGUUCAAGCUGCCUCAGCCACAAGAGGGACACGCAGACGUUUGCCGAGUUAGAGUCUAUCAGUGAGGAGGAGGUGCCAGAGGGACAGAGACCCACCGAUCUGGAAUCUUGCCGAGACUUCGUCCAGAGUCUCGCCGCUCAGGUGGAAGCCAUGCAGGAGGCCAUUCGCAAGAGCAAAGAGAACAUCCUGGAAGUGUCGGACAACAAGAAAGCCUGCGUGCGCAAUAAGCACAGCUCUAAGAAGAAACUGCGCGUCGGGAGCGACGUUUAUUCAGACGUGGCAGAGGAAGAGCCUCCAAUACCAGACUACGUGUACAGUCUGAAUUGCUCUGGGAUGGAGGAUGAUGGCAGCUAUGAGACUCCCAUGAAAUGCAGGGAGAAAUCUCAAAAUGGGUCGACUCUCCGCAACAACAACCAUCAUCAUCAUCAUAAUCAUCACAACCACCAUCAGAGUAGCCUGAACAACAGCCUGGAUCAAUCCGAGUACGAGGAGGUAUUGAGGGUACCACGCCAUCAUCACAGCAGACCGGAGUCCAGUCAGAAUUACAUGGCCGUCUCCUCCAUGUAUAUAAACACUGAACUCCCCAUGAACAACUUGUUGAGAACUGAUGAUAAUAACCAUAAGGUCAGCCAGAAAAAAACAACCGUGGACGACACCGCGAUUUAUGAGUUUCCACCGGCGGAAGAUUGCUCAGAAAUCGGUGAGGAUUGUGGUAGCAGUUUGAGGGGAAGUCUGUCAUCCAAUAACCACGAUGACAUCAUUUACAAAUAUGAUGGACCCAUUGUUUUCGGCUCCACCGACACUAGCGAGGUUGUACACAUUGAGGAGAGGGACAGUGUCAAGAAAUGGGAUCCGAUGUCCAUUGUCCAGGACCUUUAUGCCAACAUCCAACGUCCCCACCAUGACCACGGAGACAGCCCCAUGCUCAGGGCAGGGGAGAUCAGCAUGGAGGGAUACAUGGAGAAACUACCCAUGGGUAGAAGGAGAGCCUCGUUCAUCAAGAAGUGGAAGAAACGCUACUUCAGGGCCAAACAAGGAAACCUCUUCUACUAUGAGGAUCACAAAGCAAAGAAAUCUCUUGGAUAUAUCCAGCUCAUUGGCGGCCGCAUAACAGAGAUCAGCAACAAAUGCAUCGAGGUGACUGAUUUGAGAGGUCGAGUACUCCUGCUCCGAUGCAGCAGUCGGAUGGAGUUUGAAGACUGGAAAGUCAUCCUGAAUGCAGAGAGUGGUGCUUACAACACAACUCCCAAGUCACCUAGUGUGUCUACUACAAAUAGUGUCAGAAAGCACAUUGCCAUUGUUGAUCUGGGAGGUUGCUCCGUCCGAGCGGGAGUCCUUUCCGACGUGGAUUCCCCCCAACCACAAAUCUUCUUCCCAUGUGUCGUAGCCACCAACACCAAACACAAAGAUCGGGUGUUUUACGGCUACGAGGCUUUGUCACCUGAAGUGAGGGCCGUGUCUAAGCUGUCGUCACCGUUCCGUAACCCAUCUCACCAGGAGCAGGUAAAGUUCAAGCUGAGUAUGCAGACAGUUGAAGGAUUACUAGACAUGGCCUUUACUGAGUUGGGGAUCGAUCCAAUCGCUUAUCAGAUCAUGGUGAUCGUACCCUUCAACCUGGGCGUUAAAACAACGGAGAAGUUAGUAGAGAUGGUAUUUGAUCGGUUCAAUGCUGAGGGUGUUUAUGUACAAGAGCAGUCUCUGAUGGCUUUAUAUUCAUACAAGGCCACAUCGGGCAUUGUUGUCAACAUUGGUGAGAGAAUUGACGUCGUUCCUAUUGUGGAGGGAUACUUCAUUCAGAAAGGUGUUUACAGACUGCCUUUUGGAGGACGGCAUAUUACUGAGCAUUUACGUCGCCUGCUCACAGAAGGAGGUUAUAGGUGA
Asterias rubens (European starfish) is the source of this 2377-nucleotide messenger RNA. RefSeq lists its product as uncharacterized. Bases 95 to 2377 code for a protein of 760 amino acids. The record is from RefSeq and is a predicted model, not a curated record. Lineage: Eukaryota; Metazoa; Echinodermata; Asteroidea; Forcipulatida; Asteriidae. The transcript is spliced from 11 exons.